Cryptomeria japonica (Japanese cedar) is the source of this 1634-nucleotide messenger RNA. Its product is annotated as protein RADIALIS-like 3. Lineage: Eukaryota; Viridiplantae; Streptophyta; Pinopsida; Cupressales; Cupressaceae. Bases 996 to 1331 code for a protein of 111 amino acids. Gene Ontology annotation, molecular function: DNA-binding transcription factor activity. The record is from RefSeq and is a predicted model, not a curated record. The transcript has 2 exons.
CCCAAAAGCUUAAUUUCACACAGGCAAUGCUUUUAAGGCCCUAAGAUGAGAAGGAUUCAAUAAGGGUUAUGGGCAAAUCAGCCCUGACAUUAAGAUUUGUUUUCUUGAUUUUCUGAUUGAUAUUGCAAUCUUUUGUGACUGAUAAGGAUGGCAUUCUGUUGGUGCGAUUCUGAUCAUUAUGUACGGUGGGGUUCUUCUGAUUCUUAUUCCUCUUGCCUGGAUUAAGAGUUCAGUGUGUGGCGUCCAUAUAGGGAUGAGUCACUCAUUACUGUUUAGGGUACUCUACUCAAGAUUCUAACAACUCUCUCUCUCUUCUCACUACACAGGCUUCACUCUAUUUAUAAGGACACUCUAGAUUGCCCCAUUAUAGUGUCCAAUGCAAAGAGUUUCCCCUGCCUUAAGAGUUAGAACCUUAAAUUGCAAAGCCCAAGUCCUAAAAGUCUGAAAGCUCUGUCUCAUUAUAAUCGUGUUGAAUCAGUCCUUGGUCUGCCUUCAUUUACACUGUUACUGAAGGAAUUUGUUUUGGUUUAUUAGUUCCUCAUUUCAGAUUUGCAAUUGAUUUAAGUCCUUGCAUGUCAUACUUUUGCAAUCCUUUUCUUAAUCUGAAUUUUCACUUUGAAUGUACUUCUCAUUACAACUGUGCCUGCACUUAACUCUAGUUCUCUUGUGAACUGCAUCCCACAGAUUUUGCUAAACCCUAUCUGAUUUACAUUUUUCAACCAAUUUCCUUCAAGGAGUGUAGAUUUUAAUUGUAUUCUUCUUUUCGUUUUAAUCCAUCUCUGAUUUGCUCCUCUUCUAUUGGGAAGAUUUGAGUCUUAUCCUUUGAGUCUUAGUCUUACUUUCCAGACCAAUUUGCUAGGUGGGGUCUUAGGCCUGUUAAAGUCUAGCACAAAAAACUGUUACCAGAAGGUUGGGAGAACGUAUCCAAGUGCAAUAUAUUGUUCAUCUAAUUUCUGCCUGGACUUUGCUUGCUUAAAUCUUUUGAGUUAAUAGAGAUGGCCAGUAAAGGUUCUCCAUCUGGAAGAAACAGUGCAUCAACCUGGACAACCGCGCAAAAUAAAAUGUUUGAAAAGGCCAUAGCCAUCUAUGACAAAGACACUCCCACCCGUUGGCAAAAUGUGGCAGCCAUGGUUGGUGGGAAAUCCCCAGACGAAGUGAAAAGGCAUUAUGAGAUUCUACUGGAUGACUUGAAUUGCAUUGAAGCAGGCCAAGUCCCUUUUCCCAACUACAAGUCUUCAAGUUCUAGCAAUGGCGAAGCCUCUGGAGGUGGAAAUUCUGGCAACUGGGGAGACAAAGAGAACAGGAAAUUCAUGCUAAUGAAGCUGCAAUGAGGUCAGUGAAGGGAUGGCAGGAGCAAAAGUAAGGGUGAAGGAGAAAAAAGGCUUAAAAAUUGGAAAGAGAAAUACAAAAAGAUGGGUACCUCUGGAUAUUAGUAAGCAGAAUGUGAAAAUAACUAUGAUUGCCAUAAGGCAUAUAUAUGAUCAGUCUGUCAAGUGUUUUAUUUAAAAUUUGAGUUUCACUUCUUCUUCGAAUCUCUGUAAAUUCUCUUGAAAAGACAGAAUAUAUUGUAAUGUAUGGCUUCUAUUGCCAGAAAUAAGUUUAAUAUGCUGUAUGAUAUAUAAUGUUCAGUGUAA